Molecule: messenger RNA, 936 nt
Organism: Cryptomeria japonica (Japanese cedar)
Lineage: Eukaryota; Viridiplantae; Streptophyta; Pinopsida; Cupressales; Cupressaceae
Product: cysteine proteinase inhibitor 6
Exons: 4
Coding region: 151-777 (208 amino acids)
Molecular function (GO): cysteine-type endopeptidase inhibitor activity
Source: RefSeq, a predicted model, not a curated record
CACAUAACAAUCCACGUGUACAGAUUGCGGCGGCAAGGGAACGGAAUAAAUCUUUGUUUUACUUGACACGGAGGACGCUUUGCCUUAGUGAAGAAGACACGUCAGGCUUUAAAGACCAAAAACUCAGCAGCGGCAACGGAAACAGCGAAAAUGGCGAGGGUCAAAUUCAUAACAACAAUGGCGAUGGCGAUGGUAGUUUUGUUUAUGUUUGCCAGCGAUGCUUCGUAUGGCGGGAUCCGCGACGUUCCUAAUUUUCAAAACAAUGCCGACAUUGAGCGGCUUGCACACUUUGCCGUGGACGAAUUCAAUAAACAGGAGAAUGGCAAUCUUUCUUUUUCGAAAGUGGUGAGAGCUCAAGAGCAGGUUGUGGCAGGGAUGAUGUAUUACUUGAUAAUAGAGGCUAUGAAUGGUGUCCAAGCAGGUUUGUAUGAUGCGAAAAUAUUGGUGGUGUUGUGGCGGAAUGUAACUCAGCUGAAGGAAUUCAAGCCUUCUCAGAGCCUUCUUAAAGAUAAAACUGAAGCAUCAGGGUGGCAUACUGUCUCAACCAAUGAUCAUUUAGUACAAGAAGCAGCUCAUGGUGCUCUGAAAUUUCUACAGCAGAGGUCAAACUCAAUGACGCCAUAUGAACUUCAGAAGAUACUCUCAGCAAAGGAACAGGAAGUUAAUGGUCUGAAAAACUUUAAUCUGCUUCUCAAAAUUAAGUGGGGAAAUAAAAUGGAACAGUACAAGGUUGAGAUGAAGAGAAGUGUUGAUGGGAAAUGGACCAUGAAAUAUUGAACCAUGCACAUCAGAAUGUAAAUAAUUGACAUCUCAUUUGAGUAAGAACAGUUAGGAAACAUUACUUAUACUAUUAGAGUAUCACAUUUAAUUCACACAAUUUUGCAACUGAAUGAUGAGUAUUCUUAUGUUCACAUUUUAUUAUGGUUUCCUUGUCAA